CAGUUCGCUCGUGCACAGCCUGAAGUUCGAGCGCUCGAGCGAAGCAAAAUGGCGGAACUCGAGGAUGUUACGUUAGACGGGAAACCGCUUCAUUCGCUUCGCGUAGCGGAUUUAAAAACCGCCCUGGAGCAAAGAGGUCUUGCCAAAAGUGGACAGAAAAAUGCACUUAUUAAACGACUGAAAGGGGCUCUGAUGUUGGAGAAUCUCCAGCGAACAUCUACCCAACACAGUGGUCUUCAGCCCAACUCUCAGAUGGGAGAGGAGAUGAGUCAGAACAGCUUUAUAAAGCAGUACCUGGCCAAACAGCAGGAGCUCCUCCGACAGAGACUGGAGAGAGAAGCCCGGGAGGCCACAGAGGCAGAUGAGACACAGAGUCCUUCUGGCCCAGAGGAAGAUGAACCCACACCGACCAAGGAAAGCACUUCCUGCCUUCCAGACAAGACAGAGGGUGGAGGUGUGGAUCCUGGAGGAGGGUUGCCACAGGACCCUGGUUCACACAGGCUGGACACGGGCCCUGCUCCUCUGUCUCACAAAUCACCUGACAGUAAAGCUGUGAAGAUCAGACGUACUUCUUUUCCCAGACGCGAGGAAGUUGCCACACCUUCUCCUCCACGGGCAGUUGCCUCCUUGUCUGUACGAGUAGUUGGACAACCGGAGCGUCAAGGCCUGCCACUUAUGAUGUCUCGUUCCCAAGAGAAGGAAGGGAUAGCCCCAGCUGAAGCAGGUCCUGCCCACUCCGUACUACAGCUCAGCCGUUCAGCACGAGCUGCUGCUUGUGUCCAGGUUGAUAGCGAUGAUGAGGAAGAGGAUAAUGAUGACAGUGAUGAUGAUGAUAAAUGGGGUCCUUCCUCACGCACAAGAAAGAAUGUCAAAGCUCUUCCUGUACCUCAACCUUCACCGGCUGCAGCCCCCCAGCGAUCCCGUCGAAAGCUUCAGCCACCACAGCACAUCCCUCCCCAGCCUCAACCAGUCCAUCAGCCUCCUCUGCAACUCCGCCAACCCACUCCUCCCCCGUCCCCUCCUCCAGAGCUGUCCUUUCCUCUACCCGACACUCCCAAACAAAGCCCCCAUGACCAAGAUGAACCAGUAGACCUAGGAGAAGGUGACGUGCUGGGACCAGGCCCAGUGCCAUCUCCUCCAAACCUCAAGAGACAGGAUUCCAGCUCCAGUUCUAGAUCCAGCAGUCCAGAACCUUCAUCCACACACAAACCUGGUCCUUUGAGUCUGCUGGUCCGCAAAAUGGAGUCUGAGGGCGUUUUUGAAGGUGGAAACAAGGUGGGGAUGGAUGGAGAAAGAGAAAUGGAAGUUAAAGAGCAGGAUGAGGAUAGCAAAGUAGCGGAAGCACCCAAAGUACUAAUGUUGGCGAUGGGAACAAAUAUUCGUACCGAACCACAAAACUCGUCUCAGCAGCUUCAGCCACAGGUGUCAUCAGUUGAACAUCAUACUCAGAAUGAUGAGAUGAAGAAUGAGAUCGGGCCAGAGGGAGAGAAAGAUGAGCAGAAUAAACGUGAGGAGAAAGAAAAUGAGAAAGGGGAUGAGACCUCUGCAUCAUUCCAUAUGACAUCACACACAACUUUUCCACGAAAGCGACCACAAAUUUUCUCGGAGGUCCCCCCACCUGAGUCACUUAAGUCACCCUCAAAACCCGAGCAGGUGUCGGUUCUUACGGCAGGGCCUGAGUGCUCUGAAGAUGUUGCAAUGGAGACCGAGUCCACCACAACAAUGCCUGAAUCAAAACACACUGGGGAGGACAAAAAAAUGGAGGUUGUGGAGAAACCUAGCGCAGCAGAAGAGAGUGAAAAAGCAGCAUCUUCACACUCUUCAUCUGAUGAAGAUGAAACAGAAAAAACAAGAGAAGCUGACAAACAACGCUCCUCAACAUCACGUCAAUCAUCAUCAUCUGACUCUGAUUCAGAAUCAUCACCCCCUCGUUCAACAAGCUCUCCUUUACAGGAUAAAUCCAUGCCGCACAGCCCCAAGGAUAAAGAGCAAGAAAACAAAAGAGCAGAUAAUGACGAAAAGAAGGCCCAAUCUCCCAGGGAUAUAAAGCAGGAAGCUCUCUCUGAGCCUGCAGGCCAAGUUUCCAUGGAGCUGGAGAGCCGCUCGGACUCAGUGAGUGAUGUGCAACAGUCUGACCACCAGGGGGCAGAUGCAAGCGACUCUCGCCCAGAAGAGAGCUCUGAUGCCAAAUUGGUUGCUGCGCGCAAGAUCUCACUGAGCACAGUUAAAUCGGAGAAUGCUUCAACUGAGUCAGAGUCUGUGGGUGGAACCAACCGGAAGAGAAGGUGGGGUUCUAGUACAGCAGUCACUGCUAAGAAGCCAUCAAUCAGCAUCACCACUGAAUCACUUAAGACAUUAAUUCCAGAGAUCAAGCCUUUACAGGAGGCUGUGGUUGAGCUGCACCCAGAUGAGGGACGUCUGUCUAGUGAAGAAGACAUAGCAGGUCCUCGUGACGUGAAGGAACCAGAGGAGGAUCAGGACUUGAAGAUCAGACGCACAGUGACACAGAUUGUUCCAUCUGACGCACAGGAGAAUGGGGAGAACAAAAUGGAGGCUGAUGAUGAUGAUGGUGAUGAUGAAGAACAAAAAUGGACUGUAAGAGAAAAGGAAAAACCAAAGAAACGCAAGCGCUCCACUGAUGCUGCCAUGGAGACACAAGAGGGAGAUUCCAAGAAAGUUACUCCCAAUGACACUUUGGUGCGGCGCUCCAUCAGUCAGCAGAAAUCAGGCGUGUCCAUAACAAUUGACGACCCCGUUCGAACAAGUCGUGAUCUGUCUCCUCCUCGUGGGAAAACAUCCAACAUCAUACACAUCUGCAACUUGGUGCGACCUUUCACCUUAGGUCAGCUGAAGGAGCUAUUAAACCGGACGGGUACAUUGGUGGAGGAGGGUUUCUGGAUCGACAAGAUCAAAUCCCACUGCUAUGUCACAUACACAACUACAGAGGAAGCAGUGGCCACCCGAGAAGCACUGCAUGGUGUGAAAUGGCCCACCAGUAAUCCCAAAGUACUACGUGUGGAUUUCUGUGAGCAGAAUGAGUUGGACUUCCAUAAAGGUCUCUUGCCCAGUGACCAUGCAGGUGAUGGUAAUGACCCUCAAGCCUCAGGAACCUUGAACCGCCCCGUCGCCCCUCCCCCAGCUAAGCCCACACAUCGCGAGAAGGAAAGGGAACGUGAAAGAAAUCGCGAUGGAGGUGCUUUGGGUGUGAAAGACCAGUGGGCAGAAAGAGAAAGAGCAAUGGAGAGAAGAGAGAGGACUCGUUCCGAGCGGGAGUGGGAUCGGGAUAAGGUGAAGGAUUUCGGGAAAGAGGAAAAAGAUGGAAAGAGAAGAUCACGAUCAAGGGAUCGACGGCGCAGAGAGAGAGGAAAAAGCAAAGAGAAAAAAACUGAAAAGAAAGAAAAACCAGAUGAGCCUCCAGCAAAACUUCUUGAUGAUCUGUUCCUUAAAACUAAAGCAGCUCCGUGUAUAUACUUCCUACCCCUCACAGAGGAGCAGGUGACACAAAGAGCUCUAGAACGUGCCGAGCGAAUAAAGGAACGAGAGAAGAGGAGAAAGGAACUUGAGGAGGAAGAGGACAAAAAACGUGAAGAACGGAGAGAACGAGCAAAAGUCCGUGACAGAGAUGGAGGGCCCACAGGGGGAGCAGAUGGUGUUGUGGGACGUUCCGAUGAGGGACAGAGAGACAGGGGUAAAGAAAGAGAGAGAGAAAGCAUUAGGGAGGGCGAUAAACGGAGAGAUGCCCAAAGAAGGAACAGAGCUAAUGACUCCAGAACUGCAGGGGGCAGCAGACACUCUCGGAGCCGUAGCAAUACUUCUAGAGACAGACGCCGUUGAGUUUGUAUCUAUGUUCUGUAAUGUGUGUAUGAGAGUGUGCAAGCGUGUGAGAGAGAUCAGGUUUGUCAGUAAAGUUGACAGCUCCAACGGCCGAUAAAUGAAUGAUACAUAAACAUUCUUUUAAUUGUCCACAAAAGUACUACCAUCUAUAAAAACUCUCACUUCUUGGCGCAGUCUUGAUCAUGUCACAUAUUAAAGGAAUAGUUCACGGAAAAAUGAAAAUAUGUCAUAGUUUACUCGCUCUCAUGUAGUUUCAACACUUGUGAGACUUUGAAUUGCUUGAAAAAACAUAAACAUUCAUCAAAACCCUUUUUGUUUCGUUUUAUAUAGGGGUGAGUAAAUGGUGACAGAUUUCAUUUUUGGCUGAGUUAACCCUUUAACACUAUCUGCUGGACAGCAGUGCUGUUUUAGGGGAAAACGUUCAGUUACUGCGUUUGAAACCUCAGAGCAAAAUCUAUAGAAGAGGCGGGUGAAUCUCUUGUUUAUUUUAAAAACAUCGUCUUAAACAGAACAGAGCAUAUUUACAAACAUUCACAGAACCAAGACUACGUAAAUAAAUAUAUUUAGACUCCUCUCCACCCCAGAGUCGUUUUGUUUAUAGUUUAAUUUGUGCUACUUUAGGUUGUUGGAUAGUUAAUACAGUGUGUAAUUAAGGAACUUGAAGUUAUUUGGCGUUAGCAUGAUAUUUUUAUAUUUCUGUUUGUCCACUUUGUCCAAAUUAAAUUAUUUCCUUGAUUGGUGGAACGUUCCCUACCCAAAUGUUUUGGCCACUUGAAUUGAGCCAGUCCUGCUGUCGACACUGAUCUCAGACGUUUUUCAGAAGAUCUGAAAUUAUUUAAUGACUACUGAUGUCCAGAAAUCUAUAUAGAGAACACGUAUGUAAGAGAGCUGAUCGUCCCUCUACCCCUGUCUGUUCUCUUACCCUGGAGAUAUGAAGUUGUUUAUUCGUCUUCUCUGUCUAUCUGACAUGCAUAAAUUAACCUUUAUAGAGAAAAUGGCAAGAGGCCUUUUAAUAUUAUUUUAAAUCUUAAUGUUUUAGUUUUGAAGGUAAAUUGCAAAAGAUUCUCGUUUUGGAUUAUUUUCUUUAUCAAUGUACAAAGAAUAAAUAAAAUGCUUAAGGACA
Molecule: messenger RNA, 4957 nt
Organism: Misgurnus anguillicaudatus (oriental weatherfish)
Lineage: Eukaryota; Metazoa; Chordata; Actinopteri; Cypriniformes; Cobitidae
Gene: acin1b
Product: apoptotic chromatin condensation inducer 1b
Biological process (GO): RNA splicing
Cellular component (GO): precatalytic spliceosome; ASAP complex
Molecular function (GO): RNA binding
Source: RefSeq, a predicted model, not a curated record